Messenger RNA from Aspergillus costaricaensis CBS 115574, 495 nucleotides. Its product is annotated as RNA polymerase II mediator complex head subunit MED22. NCBI's taxonomy places the organism in Eukaryota, Fungi, Ascomycota, Eurotiomycetes, Eurotiales, Aspergillaceae. Gene Ontology annotation, molecular function: transcription coregulator activity. Gene Ontology annotation, cellular component: mediator complex. The record is from RefSeq and is a predicted model, not a curated record. Gene Ontology annotation, biological process: regulation of transcription by RNA polymerase II. The coding region runs from base 37 to 387 and encodes 116 amino acids. The transcript has 4 exons.
GAAACCAAUCGCUGUCCCAGCUUAAACUCCUCAGAAAUGGAUUCUCAACCGUCAUCGAAAGCGCUUCACUAUCGCAUCAACACCAACAUCUCGCAAUUACUCCAACGAUUCGAGAACAUCAUGGCCACAGCAACUACCGAAAGCACCAGCCACACCUCCACCGCCGUCGAGACAUACCAGCUAGACGUGGAAUCCACAGCAUUGGUCCGCGCCGCAGAAGACAUCCUCGCCCUGACCCGUACAAUGAAAGAAACAUGGCUAUUCGGGAAACUCGACACACUAGGCGAAGACGAAGCGGACGUGAAGCGGCGCGAGGAAUUAGAGAUGAAUGCGGAGGCGAUUCAGAAGGGUAUUGAAGAUGGGGGGUUUUUGAAAGCUGCUAAGUGAGAAGCAGCGGCAGCUUUGCUUUGGGUAUAUUGUAUUUUGUUGUGUUGUGUGUGCAUGGCGUAUACCGGGUUGGUUGGUUGGUUAUUGCAUGGAGUUGGUGGGAUGGCG